ACCAAUAUGUCAGCCCCCAUGAGUUUAAAAGAAAAAUUAAAAAGUAAACAUGGGACGGCUCAUCGAUUAAUACUUAGGAGUUUGAACGUUAAACCAAGUCAUUCCAAAAGGAUGUCUUCGAGAUCGAGGUCUACUUCAAAAAAGCAGAAAAAAUCAAAGAAGAGACACCGCGAAAGUAGCAGUUCUUCAGAAGAAAGUGACAGUGACACUAGUUCAAGUGAUUCGUCUUCCUCAUCUUCGUCAUCAGAGAGCGACAGUCGUUCUCGAAAGCGCAAGAAAAAUAAACGGAAAAAGAAACUCAAACGGUCUAGAAGUUCUUCAUCUUCGUCAUCAUCAUCUUCAUCAUCAUCACCUGUUAGAAAAAAGAAGAAAAAGAAAGACCACAAAAAGGAAAAAAAGAAAAAGAAAAAAUCAAAGAAAAAGAAAAACAAGUCUCUAAAGAAGAAGAAGUCAGCACAGAAGGAAGAACUUAAAGUCAAAAAAUUAAACAAAAAACCUUCAGUUUCAGUAAAGCAAUUGCUGACUUUGCUUACAGAUGCAAGUGGAAGUGCUCCAGUGCCCCGAGUUAUGAAACCUAUGACAAAGGAAGAGUGGGAGAAACAGCAGAGUGUGGUGAGGAGAGUGUUAGACCCAGAGACUGGUCGCACAAGGUUGGUAAAAGGAGAUGGAGAGAUUUUGGAGGAGAUUGUGAGUAGAGAACGCCACCAAGAAAUCAACAAGCAAGCAACUCAAGGAGAUGGUUUAUUUUUCCAAAGAAAACUAGGAAUAACAGAUAGGUGACAUGACCAGAGUUCAGUUUUAAACGAAUCAGGAUGUUCCCAAUUGUUAUGAAUAAAUGUGUUUGAAGUGUUAAUAA
Molecule: messenger RNA, 856 nt
Organism: Magallana angulata
Lineage: Eukaryota; Metazoa; Mollusca; Bivalvia; Ostreida; Ostreidae
Product: ADP-ribosylation factor-like protein 6-interacting protein 4
Exons: 5
Coding region: 7-780 (257 amino acids)
Source: RefSeq, a predicted model, not a curated record